UGUGUUUAUGCUUCUUCUUCAAUGCAUGAUUUAAGUCCAAAUUUUAUUAAUCAACAACAACAGCAACAACAACGAAUGGACAACAACAAUAAUAAUAUGGACAAUUUCUGUUGGCAUAUUUAUAAGCAGCAAUUACGGGCAUCAGAAUGCCGUCUUGUUGUAUUUAGUGAAAAGGACACUAGACUUUUAUAUGACUCGGCAACUGUUGUAGCUUUGGCUGAUCGUUUUGUAUUUGGAUCACAUUUGUCUCAGUGUGGACGUUUUCAGUUCCUCCCACAUAAAUACGACACAUUGAAAAUUGCCAAAAUGCUUUUUGGUACAAUGCCGGCUGCUUUGAAGUCUGAUUCUCUCAAAAUACAUACACUCAAAGACUCAAAUUCAGUAAUGAUUUCAAGAGUGUUUUCUGUACCUAAACUUGGCAAGUAUUCUUCUACUCCGUUUAAAACUAUUGAUAUUUACAAAUGUAUGGUUGGAAGUUUAAGCUCAGAUUCAGACAAUCAAUCGAAUUAUUCAACAAUUCGUUCACUUGAUGGUAUAGCUAAUGCUUCAACGACAGUUUCUACUUCAGCAGCUCAGCCAAAAGACGAAGUUGAUUUUUUAAAUGGUGGCAAUACUUCUUCCUCAACUUCUUCCAAAACUUGUACAAAAUUCCCCGUAUUUAUUUCUUCAUCUAAAAGUCCACCAACUUCAACUAACAACCAUACGGAUCCACCAGAAAAUUUUGUUAGAGUUAGAAAUUCUUCUCUUCAAAUGGAAACGGCUGAUGUUGAUGACAUAAUGGAAGAAUUACGUGCCUUCUCACCUAACAGACUUUCACGUGCAAGGAGGUGUCAACUUUCACAAAUUGGAUUGGAUGAAUCCCUUUCUCUUCGUUUAACAAAUCGUAGCCGUUUAAGUAGUUGUUCGUCUAUUGCAGAUGUUUGUGGGGGUGGAAUAUUUAAUGAUGCAUUUACUGAAUGGCAACAAUAUGGAUUUGCUAUUUUAUUACCUGUUGAUUUUCGUUCGUUUGUCUUCCAACACAUUCUUCAAAUUGAACAAGAGCUCGAUAAACUUGCAAUACAUAUCCAUAAAGCAGUCCAGGACAAAACACAAUUCUUUCAAUCUAUUUAUGAGGGUUGGACAUCAACAUGUCAAUCACUUUGUUUGUUGUGUAACUCUUUAAGACUUAAAAAUCCAGUAUGGCAAAGUUUGGCAUCAGCACAAUAUGCGAGUGUUGGAAUGCACAAAAUUGCUUCAAAAUUUUGUUCUCAAUUGGCACAAUUAAUUUGUGAAUUUAAUACAAAGGAAACUAAAUUUUUCCUUUCAACAUUAUUAUCUGCUGUUUUAAUGAAUCAAUUGACUUGGGUUGCUAGUGUUGCACCACCAGAAAAUUAUUGUGGUUCAAAUAAUAAUUAUGAUGGAGGGGAUGAUUAUUCUCUUUUAUUGGGAAUGAAUUCUUCAUUUACUCAUCAAAAUAACGGCAACAACAAAAUUAAUUAUUAUAACCCAACGGUUGCACAACUUUUGGAACUUUAUUACGGUGUUGGAACAACAGAUUCUGUUUUGUCUGUUUCUGGGCCUGAAGGAAGUGGAGGGAAAGAUUUACACAACUCUUCAACUACAGCAACAAAUAAUUUUUGUAAUAACAGCCAAUUUACAAAAAUUGUUGUUGUUGGGGAUAAACCAGAAAAGAUUGCUUUAUUGUUACGUGUACUUUCCUAUUUUGUUCGUUGUUCUUCUGUGGAGAGUAAAAGGAGUUAUGAAUUGUUGGCAGAAUGUGGAACUUUCAAAUUUAAUGGAGAACCACCAGAAUUACAUGAUUUUGGACGUACUUUAAUGGCAGGUGUUUGUAAUGCUUAUUCUCCACAUUUUGUUCUUUCUGGUAUACAAGUUCAAUCUCCUUCACAUCAACAACAACAAAAAUUGACAUCAAAAUCAUCCUUUUCAAAAAUUAUAACAAAAACAAUGUCAACAUCACCACCAUCCACCCAUCCACAAUUUACCAAUUUAUUAUCAAUAGAUUCAAUAUUUAAUACAAUUUGUGAAGAUGUUAGGCAUCCAAUGGGGGAACCUUGUUUAAAUAGCCAAAUUUCUGCUUUGUUGAAUAAUUCAAGUUCUUCAAAUGGAAGUGGUUGUUUAUCAUCACCUAUAACAACAACAAAUACAACAACGGCUAAUACAACACAAACAACAAAUUCGUUAUGUAUAGACCAUUCUAAUUUGUUGUUGAUGUCUAAAAAUGUUGUUGUUGAAAAUUGUGGGGGUGGAAUUGAAGCAAGAAAAUUUUCUAUUGGACAACUUGGUAAGGGUAUAAGUGGAGGUGGAAGUGUUAAUGGUGUUUCUCCGUCUUGUGUUCCGGCUGCUGCUAAAGCAACUACAAGUCCAAAGAAGCACAAUAAUGUGAAUGCUAGUAAUAAUUGUUGUUCAACAACACCUAUAAUGACAAAAAGUUCUUCUUUGGUUAUAUUUAUUGAUAUGUGCAAUUUAGACGUUCGGAUUAUUACCUCUGACAAAUGUCAAGUUGAUGAUACUCGUUUUGUUUGUCCUUCUGAUGCUGUUACUUCAAUGCUUGAAGAAUUUGCUGAAUUAUAUCAGUAUAAAUGUGCUCCAGACUUUCUUUUAUCAUUCCUUGAAGACCAUUUGGUAUCUCUUCUUGAUAAAUCUAAUGUUCUCGUUAAUUUGGUUAAAACUACUGGUAAAUAUUUGAUUUAAUUUUUUAAAAUAAUUUUUUGAAGAUAAAAAUUUUUUGGGGUUGGGGUUUCAAUAAUUUUUCUGAAAUUUGAUCCUAAUAUCCGUAACUUUUUAUUUAUCUGCAAAUUUAUUUUUUAGAUUUUUGGGUUAAGAUUUGGGGAAUUAAAAAAAUCUAUUUUAUAUUAGACGGCUUGCUGAUUGCUGAACACCAAGGGCGUAGCCAGGGGGUCGAUUUUUUUU
This is a messenger RNA of Meloidogyne enterolobii, 2910 nucleotides long. Lineage: Eukaryota; Metazoa; Nematoda; Chromadorea; Rhabditida; Meloidogynidae. The record is from the annotation of a GenBank genome assembly.